This is a messenger RNA of Phytophthora infestans T30-4, 1263 nucleotides long. RefSeq lists its product as uncharacterized. The coding region runs from base 1 to 1263 and encodes 420 amino acids. The record is from RefSeq and is a predicted model, not a curated record. NCBI's taxonomy places the organism in Eukaryota, Oomycota, Peronosporomycetes, Peronosporales, Peronosporaceae. The transcript has 4 exons.
AUGGUCGAAGCUGUCCCGCUAGCAGCACCGGAAGAUGGAGUUCAAGCCAAUUGGGUCUUUCUGAUUCGCUUUGGCUUUGUUACGGGCCUCAUGGAAAUGGAGCAACAGACCACAGUGCUGAACUGCCAGAUCUCCCUUACACUAAUUUACCCCAUGUAUAUCUUCGGAUUCACGUCGCUUACAGGUGUUCAUCAAACGAUAUUUGUCGUGGUACUGCCAAUCAUCAAGUUGAUCGCCAAGAACUGGGUGAGCCGUGCACUUGUCGGUCACAACGAUUUGAAACCAGAAGCUGUAAUUUUCAACGUCGAAGUGUUCAAUGCACUGUACAUUGCGAAUGCGCUUCAAGUGGCCUCAACCCAGGCUUCGACAGUCACGAUCAUGACAGUGGACCUGCUUCACUUCUGGAUUUCAAUGUACGACGUGAUAGAACUCCUGAAACGAGUGAAAAGGCUCAUGGACAAGAUACCAAAAGGCCACCCUGCAGGUAAAGAGAACUUUGUGCAGAUUGCAAUGCGGCUAAUUGCGCUCGAAACGCAGCAAAUGUCGGAAACCAGAAACCAGAUGUCGGAUAUAUCGCAUCCAACUUGGAGAAGUCAAAUUGAAGCUUGGGUCAACUUAAGUACACCGACAACAACAAGCAACGAGAUCUCUACGUAUAAGCUGGAGCACGACGAAAUGAACGACAAAGCUCCAAGCCAAACGCGGAAGCCAUCUCUGGGAACUCGCGUUUGUCCUGUAGCUUCGAGCCAAACAACGCGUCCACCUCCGAAAUCGACGUCAGAUUCAGAUUUUUCUAUUGAACUUGACAAAGUUUUUUCACACAACGAACGAGCUCUGUUCAUUCGGGAAAGUGCUCGAGCUCUCUUCGUUACGGAAUAUAUUGUGCUUGUGGAGUACGUCGAGGUGGUGCUACCGCUUGUGUACUGUGCGCAUCACGUGAUUGUGUAUAAUUUGCAUAACCGCGCCUACUACCCUGCAUUGGCGAGCAUUUCUAGUUCUGAGUUGGCGACGACCAUCUCCCACGUGCUCGUCUACAGCUCACUGGAAUUUGCCUCACUGAUCGUGGCGGUGAUUUUUCUGAAACGAAGCCUUGGAUUUUUACCCACGCGUCAACUCUCGUUCGUGUUAGAGAAUCAAGUGGGAAUCAUUCAGGCCAAGUUGCUUAUUCUUCUCAUCUACGUCAUGGAGAUUUCAUUGACUCACAUCGGUGCCGAUUUCAGCUUCAAGUUUGCGUGGCUACAUGAUCCUCAGCCGGGCAACUGA